AUGUGGUGGGGAAGCGAAAGGGGACUUCCCCCCGACGCGCAUCAGUGGUGCGGCAAAGCAGCCGGUGCGCCACGCGAGCCAUUGAAGAGCGUGGGAACGGCGGGCGCGCUUCCCACGAUCGGCGGGAGCUCCCUUGGGGCGUCCGAACUACACAAAACAGCCCGCGCGCGCAACCCGGCUUUCAGUCGCGUUGGCGGACAGUGCCUGCGCGGUGCCUGCUGCGCCGCCGAAUCGUGCCGAUGCCUUUUCGACAGCGGCGAUGAAAACAGCGCGAGCAUGAUGCCAGUCGUGAGGAUACUGGCAGCGGUGAUCGUUCUGGGGUUGGUCGAGAACGCUCCCGUUCACCGCUCGCCCACGAGGAGCCGUCGCCAUGUGUCCUGCGACUGGAGCCAAGGCCUGUCACAGCCAUUCGAGGGCGUACUCCCCGUGUACCUCAGUGCGUGUGAUUCCGGGACGGUGCGCUGGAACCACGUACGCGGUGCCUUGCGGAUUGUGCUACAGGCGCAACGAGAGUUCCAGGCGUGCUUCCGGGUCUCAGCUGACAGUUCCGGGGCGCUGGUGUACGUUGCCCCUCGGGGUAAUUUACUUCCUGGCCCUGGCUUGCGGGCCAAGUGCGUGCUCUCCAACCGAGCAUCGGUCGUCGUCUACGCGGUCGCCACGGCAGCCGCUCGGGCCGGGAGCAGACUGAGUUUGACGUACACCACGAGCCAGCAGCCGGUGGCAUCAUACGAGAGACUCCAAGGAUGGGAAGUUGCAGAAGCGACAGUGCGGAAUGCAACAUACCACUCGGACGAGCAGAGCAUCUACUGGUGGCUGUCCGUCACGAAAACCCACCGCGGCCGCAAGCCCGACUACGUCACACGACCGGCACGGUGCGGAUUUCCUCGUGACACACGGGAGCCUCGUCUAAUUCUUGCCAGGUGGCAUCUGGGUCACCCAGUUGUCACGUGUGCGCCGAAACUGUCGCAGUGGAAAAAACUCUGGGUGCAAGAAAAGGUGGGGUGCAAUCCCGAAAUGAGACGGCUGCUUACGUGACGGGGUUUUUGUGCGUGUGUGUUGUGAUAAAAACUGACAAAAAACAUGACGAAGCCUUCUAGUCAUCUCCGGAAAUGCUCCAGUGGGCAAGAUAAAAUGAAUAAAUACUGUUGUCACAAA
This is a messenger RNA of Rhipicephalus microplus (southern cattle tick), 1155 nucleotides long. Its product is annotated as meteorin-like protein. NCBI's taxonomy places the organism in Eukaryota, Metazoa, Arthropoda, Arachnida, Ixodida, Ixodidae. Gene Ontology annotation, molecular function: hormone activity. The record is from RefSeq and is a predicted model, not a curated record.